UGGAGUCGCUGACUGUCAUUCAGCCGCGCGCACAAAGGUGAGCGCACCGUCAGCCAUAUUACCAGCGCCGGACUCUGUGCUCAUUUCCUCGGAGGGAGGGGAAUUAUCGGCCGAAGCUGGACUGAAUUUACUCACCGGCUCUGAGGGAGGCUCCGUGGAAACUCACAUUAUUCUGAAUCUUUGACGGGAUCUACAACAGGACUCAAAAUGCCUAAACCUGUAAAUGUUCGCGUCACUUCGAUGGACGCGGAGCUGGAGUUCGCCGUCCAGCCCAGCACAACUGGCAAGCAGCUCUUUGACCAGGUGGUGAAGACCAUUGGAUUACGUGAAAUAUGGUACUUCGGACUACAGUAUAUGGACGGCAAAGGGUACCUUACAUGGCUGAAACUUGAUAAAAAGGUCUCCGCGCAGGAUGUCAAGAAGGAGAACCCCAUCCAGUUUAAGUUUCGGGCUAAAUUCUUCCCAGAAGAUGUGUCGGAUGAGUUGAUCCAGGAGAUCACUCAAAAGCUGUUCUUCAUGCAAGUAAAAGAUGGCAUUCUGAGUGACGAAAUCUACUGUCCUCCAGAGACUGCGGUGCUUCUGGCCUCCUAUUCAGUGCAGGCCAAAUUUGGUGAUUUCAGCAAGGAAUUGCACAGGCCUGGAUACCUGACGUCAGAUCGCCUCCUGCCCCAACGGGUUCUAGACCAGCACAAGCUGUCACGGGACCAGUGGGAGGAGAGGAUUCAAGUGUGGCACGAGGAACAUCGAGGAAUGCUCAAAGAGGACGCAAUGCUUGAGUAUUUGAAAAUUGCUCAGGAUCUGGAAAUGUAUGGGGUGAACUACUUCGACAUCAAGAACAAGAAGGGAUCGGAGCUAUGGCUGGGUGUGGAUGCCCUGGGCCUAAACAUCUAUGAGAAAGACGACAAACUCACACCGAAAAUUGGAUUCCCCUGGAGCGAAAUAAGAAACAUUUCCUUCAACGACAAGAAGUUUGUCAUCAAGCCUAUAGAUAAAAAAGCUCCAGAUUUCGUGUUCUACGCCCAACGUCUGCGCAUUAAUAAGCGUAUCCUACAGCUGUGCAUGGGGAACCAUGAGCUGUACAUGCGCCGCAGGAAGCCGGACACCAUCGAGGUGCAGCAGAUGAAAGCACAGGCUCGAGAGGAGAAACAACACAAACAGAUGGAGAGAGCUCAGCUGGAGAGCGAGAAGAAGAGACGAGAGGCCAUAGAGAGAGAGAAAGAGCAGAUGGAGAGGGAGAAACAGGAGCUGAUGAUGAGACUCUACCAGUUUGAGGAGAAGACCAAAAAAGCAGAGAAAGACCUGCAGGAGCAGAUGCAGAGGGCCGUGCAGCUGGAGCAUGAACGGAGACUGGCCGAUGAGGAGGCCGCCAGGUUGGAGGCAGAGAGGCAGGCAGCCCUGCUCGCGAAGGAGGAACUGGCCCGUCAAGCCAAGGACCAGCUAAAGAGUCAAGAACAGCUGGCCGCUGAGCUAGCAGAACAUACUGCUCGUAUUGCACUCCUGGAAGAAGCCAAAAGACGCAAGGAGGAGGAAGCUGUGACAUGGCAGCACAGAGCGAAAGAGGCCCAGGACGACCUGGUGAAGACCCGCGAGGAGCUUCACAUGGUGAUGGCGGCGCCACCUCUCCCUCCACCACCCCCCGCCUACGAACCUGAUGAGAACGAGUAUGAAGAUGGGGAGGAGAGCAACGGGAGCUACAGUGCAGACCUCCAGACAGGAGUAUUCCAUGACCACCGCAACGAAGAACAGCGAAUCACUGAGGCCGAGAAGAAUGAACGAGUUCAGAAACAGCUGUUGGCUCUGACCUCCGAGUUAUCCCAGGCUCGCGACGACACCAAGAAGACUCAGAACGACCUCCUGCACACAGAGAACGUGCGCGCCGGCCGAGACAAAUACAAAACUCUCCGGCAGAUCCGCCAGGGCAAUACCAAACAGAGAAUCGAUGAGUUUGAGGCCUUAUAAAAUAUCUGGACCAGGAAACUUUGGGAAGGAGGGGAAGGAAGGAGUCUCAAAGCCCUUGUCUGUUUUCUUUCUAUCCCCUACAUCUGAGUGGUCAAUGCAAGAGGCGCACGCACGCACACGGUAAUGCAACAGAUUUCAUUAGUAUGAUACGAACACUG
Rhinichthys klamathensis goyatoka is the source of this 2117-nucleotide messenger RNA. RefSeq names its product ezrin b (gene ezrb). The coding region runs from base 208 to 1959 and encodes 583 amino acids. Gene Ontology annotation, cellular component: microvillus; cytoskeleton; plasma membrane. Gene Ontology annotation, biological process: positive regulation of protein localization to early endosome; regulation of organelle assembly; regulation of cell shape. NCBI's taxonomy places the organism in Eukaryota, Metazoa, Chordata, Actinopteri, Cypriniformes, Leuciscidae. Gene Ontology annotation, molecular function: cell adhesion molecule binding; actin binding. The record is from RefSeq and is a predicted model, not a curated record. The transcript is spliced from 14 exons.